This is a messenger RNA of Cynocephalus volans (Philippine flying lemur), 1581 nucleotides long. RefSeq lists its product as uncharacterized. The record is from RefSeq and is a predicted model, not a curated record. NCBI's taxonomy places the organism in Eukaryota, Metazoa, Chordata, Mammalia, Dermoptera, Cynocephalidae. The transcript is spliced from 5 exons. Bases 1 to 1581 code for a protein of 526 amino acids.
AUGAGCUCCCCCGACGAGGUGUCUGUUUGGGGAGCCGGUUUCGUCCCUGAGGGCGGCGGGGAGCCGUCCGGCGCCUGCCCGGCCAGCCCCACAGCCCCGCAGGGGCCCGGACUAGGCCUUGAUUUGGGGGCACCGUGCAGCGGCGAGGGCGAGGGCGGCCUCCCAGACCCCGAGGACUCCGUGUCCGAGGAGGGAGAGCUGGAGGCGGGAGGGCCGGUGCUUUGGGUCCUGAAAGGCCGGCCCGGCUCCCCGGCCGACGAGAAGGGGGACGCUCUGGACUACGCGUCCCACCUUGCUGACGAAUCGGCGGCCACCGCGCAGCAGCUGACCGACCGCGGUACCCGGCGCGUCCGGAGACACCCGACCCCAGAAAGCUGCGCCGCUGAAGUGUCCACCAUCUGGGCGGACCUAGAGGCAGGCCCCAGUGUUCGAGGCGCGCUUGCCUCCGGCUGUGGAGAAGCGCAGCAGGCUUCUGCCGCCCCUCUCCACCUCGGUGGGCGCAAGGGAGGCCGGGCCUGGGGCAGCCCGAAAAGGGGCACCGAAAGUCGGCUGAACGUCAGCGUGGAUCUCCAGCGGCCCUCCGCGGAGGGUCUGGUCGGGCAGCCUUCCGACCCCGAGUCGUCAGAUGAGUUCAGUGAGGUACAGCUGAUGAGAGUGAGCAUUUGCCCCAAAGAAGGCGGCCAAGACAAGUCCAGCAGCCCCGAGGAACCUGGCGACACACCCAGACACUCGAAGUUCCAGAUCAGGAAGGAUUUCCUUCUCAGGCCGGGCUCUUUCCUGACCUCUGCCCCCCGCGGACUCACUUCGACCAUGGAGAGGCAGGCCGUUGGCGAGCUGGACAUCUCUUCCCCCAAGAAGAUGCCAAGUGUGGUCUGGGGGAAGGGAGGAAGCAGGCCCAGCUACGCAGCAGCACGAGCAGCUGCAGCUGCUGCAGGGGGCCUGCCCCGGGCCACUCCUAAGAAGAAGGUGGCCCAGGAGAAGAAAUCCCCAAGGGGUGCCUCAACAGUUGCCCUGGGGAGAGCCUUUCCUUCAUGGGGGCAGAGACUCUUGGCAGCUCCCCCGGAGCCAGCCACCUUCCCCCCGAUCUCUGGUGUUCCGCUACUUGGGAGGUCCAAGAGAGACUCCUUGUUCCUUUCGGGACCCAAACAGCCCAAGCACAGCAGGACUAGGAAGAAAUCUGCGGUGAGGAGAACAAGGGAGUCCCAGCCUGUGGCCCGAGAAAAUAAUGACCCAAACAGAGAUCCAGUCCCAAAGGUCCAAUUUCCGACACCCAGUUUGGGGCCGUCUUGCCUGUGCGUGCAUCGUGGAGAAUUCAGCAGUAGUGGCUACAGUGCCCGAGCCCCCCAGGCUCCAGGAAACUCAGAGCCCUUGGCCCUGCGCCAGGGAGGCGGCACGCCCAGAGGCCUUGCACCCUUGGGUGACCAGGAGCCACCUGUCCUUCCCCCAAGACCGGAAAGGCAGCAGCAACCACCUGCAGCACAGGGCUGCCCUCGGUGUCGGGUGCUACAGCAAGAAAUAGAUGACCUUAAAGAGCAACUCGCGGCCAUGCAGUCCCUCGCUGACAAGUUCCAGGCCCUUUGA